Molecule: messenger RNA, 4444 nt
Organism: Drosophila ficusphila
Lineage: Eukaryota; Metazoa; Arthropoda; Insecta; Diptera; Drosophilidae
Product: Krueppel-like factor luna
Exons: 5
Coding region: 1320-3083 (587 amino acids)
Biological process (GO): regulation of transcription by RNA polymerase II
Molecular function (GO): DNA-binding transcription factor activity, RNA polymerase II-specific; RNA polymerase II cis-regulatory region sequence-specific DNA binding
Source: RefSeq, a predicted model, not a curated record
UUUCAGAAGUCGAAGCGGAAAGACGCGUUUUGCUCUCGUCCUCGUUUUUGCCGGUUACUCGGAAAAUCGCAACCGCAAUCGCAGUUAUCGGAUUAACCUACACAUAUUCGCACUGAUAAUUAUUUUGGCCAAAAAAAGAAAACAAACCACACAAAGCGCAGCUCCGAAAGAUACGAAAAAACCUUACGGAUUGCGAUUUUGUUUAUGCCGUGUAUGCGUGCGUGUGCGUGAGAGUAUCUGUGUGAGCAGCGCGUGUAAACAAAAAAAAAAAAAACAAAACGAGCGGUGUAUCUUCGGCUCCGAUAAGCUGACAAGUUUGAUAAAAAGCUUGGAAAACACAAGUGCUACUGUAGAAAAAAAAAUAAAAACAACCCCCCUUCCCCCACACAAAGGAAAUCCAAACAAAUCGCCGGCUGGUGGAAAAGUGAAAGAUACAACUGUAAAUACAGAAAAUUACUAAAAAAAUAUACAUAAUAUCGGCGAUAUCGCUGCAAAUUAAAGCCGUGAAAAAUUCGCGGAAAACAACAGCAACAACUACAAGCAAUCAUUGUGUAAAAUAUACGACUAAGUUCUUAUCGGUGUGCGAUCGUUGUUGUUAUUAUUAUUGUUCUAUAUGCUGGUUAGUUGUGUUGUUGUUAUUUUUGCCUUAGCCGGCGUUGCGUCGAUGUCUUGGUGUUAGUGUGUCGGUGUGUUUGUGUGCAAACGAGUUUGGAAAAAAAAAAAAUAAGAAAAAAAAUAUUGCAGUUACGGUGGCAAGUGUUGCAGAUACACCAACAGCAACAACAACAUCAACAACAGCAGCAGCAACAGCAGCAGCAGCAACAACAACAAGUUAGCCAGAAACCAACACACAGCCAGCCACACAAAUAUUGGAAUGCAUUCAUAAAUGAAUCGAGAUAAAUUAAUUCUAAAUGAAAGUGCUGAAAUUAAAUAAAAUUUAAGUAAAUAAGAAACCGAAAAUACCACAUUUAAAUUAAGAGCGUGUGCAAGUGCGUAGAUUAAUAAAUAUUAGCUAUAUUUAAUAUUCACAUAUAGCAAUUAUCCCAGCGCGAGUGUUAAAAUGCUGUCCGUCGCAGCAUCGGUCAUCUUUGGGAUGUAUAAAUCCCUCUGAAAUCAAAAUAAAGCCAAUCAAAAGAUAUCUGUCGCCUAAACAACCUACCGGCAAAGUAAAUCAAAUCAAAAUUUCAUCAAAAAGAAACUCAAAUUGUUGUCCCGCCAACAGUUUGGGUAAACAUUUUCUUCAGCCCCAUCAAACAUUUAACAACGGCCUCAAAACGGAGUCCCUAGAGUUUUUGCCCUGCGAGGAAGACGAUUUCGAGAUGGAUAUCCUUCCGAGUGGCAAUAUCUUCAACGAGUUGGAGCGGAUCUGCACCACCGGCUACUACUCAUCGCAGCCGUCGAUCGAGGAUCAAUGGCAACAGACCUGCUACGAACUGGAGCGCUACCUGCGGGACGAGCCCAAGUUGCAGAAGAAGCGACACAGCAAUUUGGACAACGCCUGGGACAUAUUCUCCGCACCCGCCCGCCUGCUCGAGGAGCUGAAGAUCAAGGAGCAGCACCUGGACACGAUCUCGACGACCUCCUCGCUCUCGUCCAUCUGCUCGGGGAUCUCCUGGGACAGCAACGGCUCCCAGGGGCUCAGCUGCUCGGUGAUGGUGAAGCAGGAGCGGAUCGACGAGGAGGACGACGAAGUCGGUUGCGAUGACAAGUUGAGUGUGUUGCUGGCGGCUCCACCUUCGGCCAUUUCCCCCAAUCCCAGCAUCGGCAGUGCGGGCAACAUGACGCCCACCAGCAGCAGCAGCAGCAGCAGCAACAGCAGCAGCAAUAGCAAUAGCAACAGCAAUACCAGCAGCAACACCAGCACUAACAGCAGCAACAUCAUUGCGAGUCCGCUGAGCAGUUUGGGCAGCGGCAGCACCAUCACCGUGAGUUCCCGGAACAGUUCGGCGCCGGGGAUCAAAGUGCGAGUGGUGCAGGCCAAGAGCCACCAGGGCAGCAGUGCGAGGUUGCACUUGGGGCACGUUCAGGACUUUGUGCUGCCCACGCUGACGCCGCCCUCUUCGCCAGAAUCCACCCUCCGCAGCCACAAUUACGCCCAGCAGCUGGAGGCCAACGAUCUGGCGGCGCUGAUACAACAGCAACAACAGCAGCAACAGCAACAACAGCAGCAACAUCAGCAGCAGCAGCGACCUGUACAGCAGACGAGCAACUCCACACCCGCAACAGCAAUCCUACGAUUCACCAGCCAGAGCAAUCCCACAAUGACGCAACUGCAGCAGCAGCAACAGCAGUUGGCCGUCCAGCAUUUGAGCAUAUCGCCGCAGGCCCUCGGCCACAGCAGCAAUGGCAGCAACUCGCCCAAGAGCAACAGCAGCAGCAUCAGCAGCAGCAGCAGCACCAGCAGCAUCAGCAGCAGCAGCAGCAGCAGUAGCAGCAGCAUCAGCAGCAACAGCAGCAGCAGCAGUAGCAGCAACGGCGACCAGCCGACACACAGCAACAUUCCGCGCAGCACCAUCGUUCGACUUACAACGGCCAACGGGAAGCCGGGAGCGGCUGGCAUAAGCCUGGCCCGCGUGAUUCAGAUGCAGAACAACGGCAAUGCCAAUGUGGCAGCCGUGCUGAGUGCAGCGGCCAACAGCAGCAGCAACAACAACAGCAGCAACAGCGGCAACUCCAGCAGCAGCAACACCAGCGGCAGCAGCAACACGGCGACAUCGCAGCAACAGGUGCUCGCGCAACGCGCUGAAAAGUCAUCGAACGGCUCCUCGAAAUCGCACCACCCGCGCCAACAUCACAGCGAUCACAGCCCGGACGCCAAGCGGCGGAUACACAAGUGCCAAUUUCUGGGCUGCAAAAAAGUCUACACGAAGAGCUCGCACCUGAAGGCCCACCAAAGAACGCACACAGGUGAGAAACCGUACAAGUGCUCCUGGGAGGGCUGCGAAUGGAGGUUCGCGAGGAGCGACGAGCUGACCCGCCACUACCGCAAGCACACGGGCGCCAAGCCGUUCAAGUGCCGCAACUGCGAUCGCUGCUUCUCGAGGUCCGAUCACCUGGCGCUCCACAUGAAGCGCCACAUGUGAGGCGAGAUAUAAGCGGGGAGAGCGGGAAAAGCCAGAGGCGGAACGUCCAGGACGACGGAGGAGUUCAGCGGAAACUGUGUGCCAUCAAGGAGCGAUGAAAAACUUGCGUAACGCUAAUCAAAAACCACUUAACUCGUGGAGCAGCGAGGGGUGGAAAAACAAAAGGAAAAACAUAAACAAAACUACAAAAAAAAAAAAACAAAGAAAACAUCACAACACAAGCACAAAGAUGGAAAUUCAAGUUCUCUGAUUCUGAUUGAUAUUUGUGUUGCCAUUAUUGUCGCCGUUAUCGUUUUCGUUAUCGUAUGGUUAUCGUCGUUAUCGUUUCAAUUGCAAAUUCGAUUUGUUUCAAUGCCUUGUUAAGUGUAAGUUUAAGCUAAAGCAGCAUUACGGUCGCAUUUCCCCAUUCACACCUAGCAUUUAGCCGCAAGUUCUGAACAAACAGCAAAAAACGUGUACAAUUUACCAAAGCUAAGCAGAUUUCUUUAUUUAGUGAAGCAGCAACAAAAACAGCAACCGCUAGAAAAAAUGAGAAAAAAACCUAGUAGUUUAAUGCAAAAAAAAAUAAUAUUUUUGUUUUCAUAAUGUGAACACUGCCAAAACGAAAAUGUAAAAAAAAACAACAACAAAAAAAAAAAAAGAUAAAAAACUAGAAAAAAUAUAUGUAUAUGUAAAAAAUUAAUAUAAAUAAUUAGUUUCAUAUUUCCGCAACAGUAAAUAGAAAUACAAAUACGAAAAAAAGUAAAAGUGCAAAAUAUGUUUUAAACAAAACAAAACACAAAACGUUAAUCAUGCUUACUUUCUUAAAUUAAUUUUAACUGUAAUUUAAAUGUUGCCUAGGUCUGAAUAUCAUUUCACCGCAUCACUCAAAAUUGAAAGCUAUUAACAUUAAAAUGAAAUCAACGACUAAAUUAUAUUUCGAUUGAUAUUCGCUAAUUGAGAAAAAAGCAAUUUUGUUGCUAUGUUUUUAAAGAAUAUACGUAACUAUUUAAUUUACACAAUUUCUCUUAUGCAUUGCCUAAGUGAUGAAAAGUAUUACGAAAACACUUUGAUAUGUUUACCUAAUUUAAUCAAAAUUUGUAUUCUCGAGCGAAAACGAAACAAAAUUUAUCUUCGACUUAACAUACAAAUUCUUCUUUAUGUGCCUCAUUAAUCUUAAUUUAAUCAAAUCAAUCAAUUCCUUUUAGCUAAGACAUUUUUUUCGAUACCCUUUUAUUUUUUGCGGUAAAUUAAAAAUUUUUUAGUUCUUUAUUUUUUGCGUGCUGCUUUUUUAUUUUAUAGUGUAUCAUUUCCUCAUAUUUGUUUAUGACUUGUUUAAUUUUUAAUUAUUUUUAAAUAAAGAAAAAACUUGUGAAAGCGAA